CAACAUCAAUCAGUUGAAAAAUAUUUUGCCGUUGUGAAACACCGUCGCUUUAAUUCUCACAAGACAGCCGACAGAAGAGAAUAGGAUUUUUAGAAAAUUAUUAAUGUGCAUUAAUUAUAAAAAUAGAAUAAAGAAAACAACUGUUAAAUAAAAAAAUGGUCUAAAUAGUUUUGAUAAAGAAACAACACCAAGUAUUCUAAAUAAGCCAACUUGAAGUUAAGCUACCAACCAGCGCUAGUGUUAAGUAACAACAAAUAAGCAAUCGAAGAAAAAAACUAAAACACAAACGUCAGUGGUAAAGCAAAGAGCAACAAAAGCAAUAAUAAAUAACAAUAACAAAAAAAAUGGGCAAUAAAUCUUCAAGCAAUAUAAGUUCAUCAUAUCCCCAGCAUGAUGACCCGGCUUAUCGCAAAUGCCAGGAGUUAAAGAUGGAACGUUGGAUACAAAUGCAUUACCAAAUCAAGGAACGCGAAGAAGCCAUUCAAAUCGCCCGUAACCGGGAACUGUUCUAUUGGAUCAGUGGUUUCUAUUUAACAUCAAUGUUUGGCUGUAUCUCAAUUUACCAACGCACCCGUAGGCCCAUUUCAUUACUGCCCAUGGUACCACUCUCCUUUGUAAUGGGCUAUUACGCCGAUUUGGCUUACGGCAGUAAAAUACAUCGUAUAAAAGCUGAAGCUAAUAUGAUUAUGGAACAUGAGUCCGAACUAUUACAUUGGCCCGGCGGCCUUCCAACGGUGGCCACCAUCGAUGAGGGCCGUGUCGAGGCCGAAAUGGAAAAGAAAAUGCAUCCCCAUCAUUCAUAGGCACAAAGAAUGAAGGAUUUACAACACUGGCUGAUGUUUUAUAAAAUUGGCAAUAGCACCUCCUACCCUAUAGCUCAAAUGUGUUUCAAAACCAACAACAAGAAUGAUUCCAAACAAUGUAACAAUGACAAAUAUUUAACAAUGAUACUACUAUUACAAAUGAUAGAUAUUUAAGACAAUAUAUUUAUAAAUUUACAUAUAUAUAUAAACUUUGCUAUACGAUUUAUUUAUUAAUUCCCUUUGAAAAGUUAAACAAACCAAAUUUACAUAAAUUUAACGUGUACGUGUCUCUGUAUUUUUAAAUGUAAUCGAGUGAAUUUUAUAUAUAAUUCGUUAUUGUUACCAACAAAAAUAAAUAAAAAUUCAUAAAAUUUUUUUAACAACUUUUUAUUUUCAUUCCAAUCUUAAUUGUAUUUUUAUGCAUGUGGAUUUUAUAAAAAAAAUGUUAUUGUUCUUAUUUUAAGCUAUUCUCUUCUUUUCUUACGACUUUAUGAUCUCAGUGUAUGUAAAAAUUAAUUAAUAAAUAAAUUA
Musca domestica (house fly) is the source of this 1334-nucleotide messenger RNA. Its product is annotated as plasminogen receptor (KT). Lineage: Eukaryota; Metazoa; Arthropoda; Insecta; Diptera; Muscidae. Gene Ontology annotation, cellular component: plasma membrane. The record is from RefSeq and is a predicted model, not a curated record. The coding region runs from base 345 to 803 and encodes 152 amino acids. Gene Ontology annotation, biological process: positive regulation of plasminogen activation. The transcript has 3 exons.